Acipenser ruthenus (sterlet) is the source of this 2623-nucleotide messenger RNA. Its product is annotated as interferon-inducible GTPase 5-like. Gene Ontology annotation, molecular function: GTP binding. The record is from RefSeq and is a predicted model, not a curated record. Lineage: Eukaryota; Metazoa; Chordata; Actinopteri; Acipenseriformes; Acipenseridae. The transcript has 2 exons. Bases 434 to 1624 code for a protein of 396 amino acids. Gene Ontology annotation, cellular component: membrane.
UGUGCUUACCAGCAGUAUUGGUUCAGGGUUAACUCUGUCAACUCCAAUUCAAAUUGAAAAGACUUGAAUCAAGUCCCUGCUGGUGCAGACCAAGUGGACCCCAGGUAUAACUCAUGAAAUAGCUCUGGGUUCUUAUGCCGAGGGAAAGGUUUAUGAAAACACCACACAGAGGAAUCAGUUCACUUGCCUGCAGCGCUGAAGGGGUUAAGCAAAGCAGCUUCCGUUCACUGAAGCUCUAGAGGUGUAGCCGGGAGUCACAGCGCACUGAAACCAGCAGCAGGGUCAGAGCUGUUAGGAAGGGAGGAAGCGCUUCACGUCUCACGCAUCACAGGGUUUGCAGACAGGGCUGCUGUAGGUUUUUCUUCUCCUUUUCAACUUUUACAAACCGUUUGCCUGCAUUGUGAACCAAGACUCGUCAAGCUCAAGAUUAACCAUGGCAGAAUACGGUUUCGAGGAGUUUGGUGAGGAUGAAGUGAAUGACAUACGGGAAGCGAUGGAAGCUGGGGGUUUAGCAGGGGCUGCAGAACGCAUCCAGGUUUACCUGGAGUCGCUAGACAGCGUGGAGCUCAACAUCGCCAUCACCGGGGAGUCAGGAGCGGGCAAGUCCACCUUCGUCAACGCCUUCAGAGGACUGAAGGAUGAGGACGAGGGGGCAGCCCCGACGGGGGUGGUGGAGACCACCGCGAAGCCCACUGAGUACCCGCACCCCAAGUUUCCCAACGUCACGAUCUGGGAUCUUCCAGGGAUCGGAACUCCGAACUUCAAAGCAGAUGAAUACCUGGAGCAGGUGAACUUCAAGCGCUACGAUUUCUUCAUCAUCAUCGCGUCCGAGCGCUUCCGAUCCAACAACGUGACGCUCGCCAUGCAGAUCCAGGAGAUGAAGAAGAAGUUCUACUUCGUCCGCUCCAAGAUCGAUGAAAACCUCAGGGCGGAGAGCAGAAAGAGAGGCUACAGCGAGGAGAAGACUCUGGACCAGAUCAGACAAAACUGCGUCCAGGGCCUGCAGGACCACGGGGUGAAGGACCCGCGGGUCUUUCUGAUCUCCAGCUUCGACCUGAAACUCUACGACUUCGACAGGCUGGAGGAGACCCUGGAGAAGGAGCUACCCAAACACAAGAAGCACAUCCUGCUGCUCUCCCUGCCCAACAUCUCCCUGCAAGUUUCAAAGCGGAAGCAGGAGGAGCUGCGAGCCAGGAUCUGGAAACUAGCUGCCCUUUCAUGCGGGGUCGCCGCCGUGCCCAUCCCCGGUCUCUCGGUAGUUUGUGACGUCGCUAUCUUGGUUAGAGAGCUGACGCUUUACUACAACACUUUCAGCCUGGAUGAUGAAUCCCUUCAGAGCCUGGCCCAGAGGGUGGAUAAACCAGUGGAAGACCUAAAGUCGGUGAUCAAAUCCCCGCUGGCGAAGGAGAUAUCGAGCGACGUGGUCCUCAAGCUGCUGAUGAAGGCAGCAGGAGGAGGGCUGAUGCUGGUGGAGUACUGGGCCAGCACCAUCCCCAUCAUCGGAUCUAUAGCAGCGGGAGGGAUCUCGUUCGGAACCACCUAUUACAUGCUGAAGAGCUGCUUGGAGGAGCUAGCGGAGGAUUCCUGCAACGUGCUGAAAAAGGCGUUUGAAACGGAGGUCUGAUGAAGGGAAUCCGGUAACUGCACAUUGUUAAACAAAUCCAGUCAAAAUGUUGCAUCUAUUUUUUAACCUAAUGUAAAUGUGUCAGUUUGAAUAUAUAUUUUUUCCCCCUCAGUAAAUCUAGUCUUUUAAUGUUUUGUUGACACUGUUGCAUUUUCUGUAAUUUUCCAUACACUGUGUAUCUAUUACACACACACACACACACAGACACACACACACAGAGCAGUGUGCAUUUACUAGAACACCAAGAUGAGUCAUUAGCAGCCUUCAUCCAUCCGCAUGCAAUUCUCACACCUCAGGCCCUCGUGCGUGUGAAGAGGUCAGAGACUCUCUGUUCUUUAAUCAGGCGUCUUCUAAAAAAGCCUCCUGCGUUUCACCACGUGCGGCUACGUGUUCCCUUUUCUCUUCCCAUUUUAAAUUGAACGCAUGUGUGGCCUAUUAAAAAAGACAGCAAUUGAAAAUCAGACAAUCGCUAACUUGUCAAUUUUCAGUUACAGUGGCUUGAUUUCACAUGCAAAACAAACCAAGACUACUUUAUAUAGAUAUACACACACACACACACACACACACACACACACAAAUAGGGUUAAGGUUAUAUAUUCUGCAGUACUGUUCAUUGUGUUCUGCAGGAUACGAUUCAGGGAUAUUUCUUUGGUAUUUGUUGAAGAUAGGACUGUGGCUUGGGAUCCCUGGUUUUCUUUCGAGCUGCACUGGAAGAGACUGGAGAAGGAGCUCCUCCUCCAUCACAAGGGACGCGCCUGACUGCUGUUGUGUAGCUAUUUCAAAUGAAGGUGGUGGUGGUGGUGCUUCUUAAAACAACGAGCUGAACUGUUCUGUAAUGAAUGUGUUUCGAGAUCUCGACACACCUGCCUGUUGUGUGCUGGGGGUGAAAUGCUUCGGCUGUUCUGGUCCUCAGCGUUUCCAGGAAAGCUGUUUCUUUCACUUUACUGUAAAAUCGGUUGUUUUUCAUCCCUGUCAUUAAAAGACUUGUUGUCGUAACAA